This is a messenger RNA of Dunckerocampus dactyliophorus (ringed pipefish), 7327 nucleotides long. RefSeq names its product protein phosphatase methylesterase 1-like. NCBI's taxonomy places the organism in Eukaryota, Metazoa, Chordata, Actinopteri, Syngnathiformes, Syngnathidae. Gene Ontology annotation, molecular function: protein methylesterase activity. The record is from RefSeq and is a predicted model, not a curated record. The coding region runs from base 5962 to 7038 and encodes 358 amino acids. Gene Ontology annotation, biological process: protein demethylation. The transcript is spliced from 14 exons.
GAUCACUACUGCUGCUCCGUUAGUGCCGUGAAGGAAAGCAAUGAAGAUUGAUUCCGGAAGACUGGAGCAAAACAAACUUGUUGGCGAGGAGCGCCGCUGAUGUCGGUGUCAGCCGAGGAGAAUGAGGUAGAUGAAGCAGACACAGAGAUGACACCCUCAGUUGGACCUACAGACUAGUGGGCUUACGCCUGCCCUCGCUGCCACGUUGGGUCUGCUCCACCUCCCCCUGUUACACAUCCAGAAAGACACACUGACCACUACUGCAGACUUUCAUCAUUUGGUCAGAUGCACACCGUGUUACUCAACCAACUUUGACCUGUUUACUCUGUCUGACACAAUAACCAAUGAACUUCUGUUCAUGAAAACAUAACAACCCCUCUUCAACUCGCAGAGCUCAGACCACUGUUAAUUAUGACGGACUACAGCCAAAUAAAUUGUGAAAACACUGACAUGCUGGUUGAUGGGUAGGCUUUCGUGAUAAAAGCAAGGAACUCCUGUGUAACGGCGCAAAGGAAAACAUGGACUCUGUGCCUUUUUGAAGUUUUUUUGUUUGUUUUACAAGCAAUCAUGACCAAAUGGUCUUCAAAGACAGCGUACAGUGUCGGGAAGCAAUGGACCUUGGCAUCGAGUUAGUGAAGACUAUAGGUCUUCAUAUGGCACACCUUUGGAGUGCCUGAUGCUAACUUUAGAAAAACCUGUGUAAAAUACUCAAGGCUUGUCCACAUGGGAAUGUUUUUAGGUGGAAACAGUACUUUGAUCCACACGGCAGUGGCGUUCUGGGUGAAGCAGUAUGUUUUGAAAAUGUUUUUGCUUUUUAAGAGUGGUGAAAGUCUGACAGUGCCACCUUGUUGCCAUGUGCACAAACACUUUCUGAAAACUGUGAUAUCGCCACCCUGUCGUCGCGUGACCAGAAGCGACCGGUUGUGUACUGCUGCCAAAAAGCAAAUAUUUUUGACUCGCAUGACUCAGUCUACAUUCUCCUGAUAUAGUUUUUCUCCUGAUAAAUUCCACUUUGUCAUCAGUCCAGACAAGCUGGACAAGUGGACGACGGACUUUAGGUGCAUGUGUUCAUUCUUCUGUAGUUUUUUUUGUGUCACGUGAGUCUUUUUACAGUGUCACAUUUAGGUGUGCCCAUUUGUUCUCGUGUUGACGUGGACUACUGAUCCAAAACUGUGGACGGGAUUUUUUUUUUUUUUUUUUUUUUUCCCAGCCCGCCAAAAGAAGUGUUCCCCCUCAGGCCCUCAGUUUCUGUAGUAUAAUUGUCAAAUUUCAAAUGGGAACCCAAAAAAAUUUUGAAAGAUAUUGAAACUCCUAUUUGUCAGUGUCUGUAGCACUUCAAAAGAUACUGACACCUGGGGAAAUUCAAAAAAGAGCCCAAAGCUAUGCCUCUACUCCAAAUGGUCAAUGGCCAACUUUAUACUUUCUUUUUAGGCAUUUUGACCAAAAAAAUGCCAUAAUUAGAAAGGUGUUAAUAUAUUAGAUAACGAAUAUUACUACUAUUUGCUAUGUCACCAAUGAUACAAAAGGUACCGUAUACUGUGCAGUAUUUUCCUCUAGGUAGUGUUAGUUCAAGAUUUUUUCAUUGAAUUAAAAAAAAAAAAAAAAAAAAACACCAAGCAGUUAUCAAUUUCAGAUUCACAGUCUUAGAUUUAUUUUACAGUGUGAUUGACUGAAGCAAAAAGAUACAAUUUCAGGUGGCCGUCCAAAAAAGGGACACAUCCCAUCAAUUUAUGGUUCCUCUGGAAAUUUUUGUUUCCAUCAUCAGUUAUAGUCUUGGCCCCCCUUAGAGCAGGAAGAAGGUUCAUAUGGGUUAACAAUCUCACAAGCAGGGAAAACAAGCACCCCAGUUUACGAUUCAAUCCAGUUUGUACUAUUGUAUCCUGUGUGACUGAUAAAAUGGUUAGCAUGCAAGACAUUGAUUCUGUUGAGAUGUGUUCUCCUGAGAGCCUUUGCCCCACAUCAGCUGACCUCCAUUGUUUAUGUGCAGAACAAGUCUAUUUCAUAUACCACAUAAACUACAUACAGUAUAUAAUGUCAUUUUUAUUAUUAGCACACUAAUAUAUGAGCAAUACUGUAUACACCAUGCAACAUGUAUCAAAUCCCCACCCUCCCAUACCACCCCUUUUAUCCUUUAAUUUUUCUGAAUGUGUCCCUUGGUGUAAAAAGUGUAUACGCCCCUGAUCUAACGUGUGUCUUAUUUUUGUUGCUCAAGCAAACAAUGUAGUCCUCAAGUGUAUCCCAAAGUACAGACUGAAUAAAACAUGGCAGCCGGUUUCUGUUGUUGACAUCAGUGUGAUUUUUUAAUGCUUAUGAAUAAUUCAGAGAGGUACGGGACGAAUAGGAGGUGGUGAUAAAAUGAGGGAUGAGGAAAGAUAAGUGCUCUCUGAAGUUUGAAUUUGUGCUUAUAGCAGGUGGGAGCUUGUUUUAUGUUGAAGAUGUGAUUUAAGUGAGAUGCUAAGAGAGUGAUUUCAUUAAAAAGCAUUCAUAAUGACAUAUUGCGGGGUUAAAUGAUCCGUGUUUUCUGCCGUAAACUCUUCUUGGCUGGUUCAGUGGCAUUUGCCCAAAAAAAAGGACGUUGCUGAAAUAUUUAACACCAGUGAAAAGUGUUUGAUCCGCUUCAGUAAACCAACAUUUUACACAUGGAUUUUACUCUCUUGCACAUGCAAAGUGCGCACUACUGCAAGAUAAGUGACAGUGUAAUGUGUUCAUUAGCAUGAGGGUCUUAUCUCCAUUGCGCUUUGCUUGCUGUGGGAUACCGAUGAUCUCCAUCGAUGAAUGUUUGAAUUUUCAUCUCAGUCUUCCACUGAAGGAGCCAUGCAGCAACAUCCCAGCAUCCUUCCUCCUUUCUUUCUAUCCUUCUUCCUCUUCCGUUUCUUCCUUCUGUUGUGCUUCCUGAUAAACCUCCUCAAAGACUGGAUGUGUUUUGCCUGCUUUCGGAUCUUGGACUCAAGGUGGGACUGGAUGGCCGUGGUUUGAGACUCUAGGUCCACUGAGGCACCGUACACCUCCCAUGUCAUUCCCUGCUCAUCUUUUGCCACCUCCCGUGGCUUAGCUCCCACUUCCUGUCCCGCUUGCAUCCUCACUUCUUUGUCACCUCCCAUGAUACUGUUAGCACUUUCUUCUUUGACUUGGCUGGACAGCUCGAUGUCAAUCUUACAGACAUGCUUCCGGAGGGACUGGGCAGCUGGCACACAGCACAGUGACACAGUUGGUGAGGUCAAGCCACAUGAUUGGUUCUCCCAGUUGUCAAUCAGGGAGAAGCAGGGAGCUCCUCUUGGCAGACUAGGACUGGUGGAAACUGACCGCUCAGUCAUCUCCGCUGCCACCUGGACCCCCACCUCCCUACCCUCUGAUGCCUGAGGAUGAAGCAUCUCACUGGGGUUGAGCCUCUCUGGAUGAGCGGAAGAAGGAUGGGGGAGGUAUGACAAUGCGAUGUUGACAUUUUCAUCUCUCAGGUGACACACUUUGUUCUGAGGUGGCCUCCCAGCCUCAUCCAUCCCCUGCUGGACCUCUUGAGAUUUCAUUCCUCCUGCUGCUGUCAACUUCCAUUGUCCUCCCUUUGGAGCUACGCCGCUUGUCAGUGAUGUCCUGUCCACAGAGUCUAAGGUAAGACUUUUAGUCAAGUCGGCCACCGCUUCAGGCUCUGGUGUGCAUCUUUUCUGCGUCGUUAAGGCAACACAGGUUCUGGUCUUGGGGCUGGAAGCAGCAAGAGGAGCUAGAUGGACUAAAACCAAAGCAACAAAUUAAUGUUCAUGUGAUUAGCUGUUUAUAAUAAGGAAAUACCUGAAAGCUCUUACCUAGAAUAGAAUCUGGACAACUGGACCUACAUUCAGGACUUCUGCUCACCAAAAGUGGACAUGGAGAGACUGUUACAGAGGGGGGGCGAGUCAGUUCCUUUUUAAAAGAAUCACACUUUGAUUUGGGGCACGGACUAGGUUUGACACUUGGGUUGUCUACACUGGUUUGGAUGUCAGUUUCACAGUCCAGAUUUUCUCUGGUUCCAUUCUCAAAACUGGGACUUGUCUUGGAACUGUAGCCUGUAAAACUUCCCUUUGAACCACAACUGUUUCCAGAAGCACUUUUUUGGCUGUCUUUGGACGCCGUCAUGGUUUUGGAGUUGAACGUUGGUUUGGACGGUGUGGGACUAUUGCGACCAAUGGGGACUGAGUCCAUCUUCUUCAUUUGUGGCUUUGCACUUACAGAAGCUGUUGUGCUAACUGGUUCUGGUUCUUCAGUGGCUGGUGAAGUUUGACCCGGAAGACAGCCAGAAUCUUCUCUAUGGUGUUGGACCUUUAUCGUGUCUUUCUCGCCAUCUUGCUUCUUGAUGCUUUGCAUUUUGAGUCUCAGUGUGACCUUGCUGUUCGUCUUCAGAGUUGAUCCACUUUGUGUUUUGGGCAUUGAGGCUCCUGAUGCUUCCGUUCUCACUGAUUGUGUUUUGACCCCAGCCCCCACCCCGGGGCUGCAAGCCAAUUGUUGCGCCCUAUGUGAUCCAGAGGCUUUCGUGGUUGUCAAAGAGACUUCGGGCUUCCCAUCUUCCUGACUUUGCUUCACUGUAAGUUUCCCAUCAUCCUUUUUGGAGCAAGGGUUGCCCGGUGAGGUUAGGCUGAAGCUUAGGUUGAAGUUAGGCUCCUCCCUGCACUUGCCGUUUGCAUCCUUGCUGCCAAGGGAAUCCGCAAACCCUGCUUGCCUUGGAAUCUGAUGUUUGGAUUUAACAUCCUUCCGGAGCUUGGGGUUGUAUGAGGUUUCCAUAGUAGUUAAAGCUUGACAGUUAUUUUGUUUUAGGGCAUGGGAAGCAAAACAUGCAGGCUAAGAAUUAGUUUUAGUAUGUUAAAUGUUAAUAUCAACACUGUUUGCCAUAACUUACAUGGACCUUCACAAUACACACUAUCAAUAUGACCAUUAGGAAACAUAGCUAUUGAUUGUAGUGUCCAUUAAAAAUAAGUCUUCUCACCACACAUGGAUGCCUCCACGUUCACGCCAUGCGCUGCCUGUCCGAUGCUUCCUCAUCGACUGAAGGCAACAAGCCUCCACCGCCGCCUCACAGGAGGUGCUUAUGAAUAAAUAAGGAAGCAAGGCACACAUCCACGGAUGUUUCCUCCCGCCAUCUUUUGGGCUCGCCAAUGAAGACACAUAAAUAAGAUUUGCUGAGCAUGUCAGAUGCUGUUGCUGUCGGGUCAUUUUAGUGUGCAUUUUGUUGAGUUGUCUUCUGCUGGGGGCUGCACGGUGGCCGCACAGUCAGGAGAUCCGGGUUCUUAUCUCCGUUGGAACAUCUGUGUGUGGAGUUUGCAUGUUUGGCUAAUUGGAGACUCUAAAUUGCCUGUAGGUGAAUGUGAGUGUGAAUGUUUGUGUACCCCGCCUCUCGCCCAAAAUAAGCUGGGAUAGGCUCCAGCUUACCCAUGAUCCUAAUGAAGACAAACUGUAUAGAAAAUGCAUGAAUGGGUGUCUUCUACUGGUUACUUGGACACUGACUGUCACCGACAUGUGAGCAUUCAAGAUUCAACUUUUCGACUUUGCAAUUAUAUACAUCAGUAAUGUAAAGUCAGUUUAUGAAUUAUGAAGUAUUUUACCUUUCAGGGCCCAUAAUUUACCAAGCAGUGGCAUAUUUUACUGAAACAUGUCUUAUGUUGUUAAGUCGGACUUUAAAUGGACUCUGUCAGCAAAUAAAUCACAUAAAUGAGGUGUCAACGAAGAGACUGUAAGUUCGGACUGUGUCAAUCCCCUGGCCCACUUCUAAAAGGUUGGCCAAUAGGAUGCGGCCGACUCGAUGCUGCCUGACAAGGCCAGCUGACUCUUUAUUGUCCUGUCGGAUGCGUACAUACACAAGGUAUCAGCGGCACUUCUCAUUUGGUCGACGGAUGUGAGAAAGGCCGCUGAGGUGCUGCCGGAACGAGACCUUUGAGGACAGUGCCUUCCCGUCUCAUCAGCACAUACGUGCCUAAUCCAAACUGCUCGGGAGCAAACAUGUGGGAGGAGAACUUUGAUACAGAGCAUGACGUCGGUCAGAAGCUCGACUACUCGCCCGUGUCAUGGCGAGAGUACUUCGACCAGAUGGAGGACGUGAACGUGGGCCAGGCCGACAACCGAGACAUCUUCCGGGUUUACAAAGCGGGACACGACGGCCCCCUGCUGGUUCUUCUGCAUGGCGGAGGACACUCGGCCUUGUCCUGGGCCGUCUUUACUACGGCCAUCACCGCCAGAGUGAACUGCCGGGUGCUCGCCAUGGACCUCAGGGGUCACGGUGACACUCUGGUCCGCCAGUCAGAUGACUUCUCCACUCAAACCAUGUCCAGCGACAUAGCCAAUGUCGUCCGAGCAUGCUUCGGUGAGACUCCUCCCCCCAUCGUCCUGAUAGGCCACGGGGUCGGUGGGGCGAUCGCAGUGCACGCAUCCAGCAAUGCGCUGCUGCCAACAACUGUAGGACUGGUGGCGAUCGAUGUUGUCGAGGGAAGUGCAAUGGAGGCACUUCACAGCAUACAAAACUUCCUGAAAGGAAGACCCAAAUCCUUCAAGUCUAUGGACCAUGCCAUUGAAUGGAGUGUCAAGAGUGGACAAAUUCGGAACCUGGAAUCUGCUAGAGUGUCAAUGGUUGGUCAGAUCAAAAGGUGUGAGAUGGAAGAGACGGACACUCUGGAACAAGCCAGCCCAGUGAGCAACGUGGUGGUCGAACGUAACGAGGAGUUCUACGACCAAAGCUACGAUAAAGAGAACGCUGCCACAGAAGCGAGCCUCGGUGAAGGCCAGAGUGUCUACAAAUGGCGUAUAGACCUGUCAAAGUCGGAGAAGUACUGGGAUGGCUGGUUUCGGGGAACGUCCAACCUCUUUUUGGCCUGCAACCUGCCGAAACUCCUCCUCCUGGCCGGAAUUGACCGGCUGGACCGUGACCUGACCAUCGGCCAGAUGCAAGGUAAAUUCAUGAUGCAGGUGCUGCCACCCUGUGGCCACGCAGUGCAAGAAGACAAACCAGACAAAGUGGCUGACGCCGUGGCUGCCUUCUUGUUGCGGCACAAGUUCGCCGAAGCCAGAAGAGAAACGAUGUAAAAGUGACAACUGCUGCUCAUCCUACUGUUGUGCCCUUCAAGCUCAAAUAAAAAUCCUAUUUAUUAUUUGUAUUGUCUUUGCAGCUAAAACUCUUUCUCAAGAUGAAGCCUACAGGUAAAUAAUCUUUUCUCAUAAAUGAGAAAGUAACAUUGUCUAAGCUGUACUAAUUUACAUUGUAUCUAAGUGUCGUUUCUCGAGUGUUGUCCCAUGAAAAGAUAUCAUAAAAUAUGUGAAUGUUUUUUCACUUUUGUGAAAUACUUUUUGCAUGUUUGUCACACCGUCAUGUUUU